Molecule: messenger RNA, 231 nt
Organism: Geodia barretti
Lineage: Eukaryota; Metazoa; Porifera; Demospongiae; Tetractinellida; Geodiidae
Source: the annotation of a GenBank genome assembly
CAACGUGACUUCCACUGGAGUAACACAAUAUGUCACCACAGAUGGCAACAUGGCAGUGCUUUGAGAGGAACAGAAUAUGACAUCAACACAAGCUGCAAUGAAGCCUACGGUGCAGUGACCUCAAAUGGAGAAAGAGAGUCUGGUCAUGUCACCACACACAGCAAUGAGGCAUACUGUGCUACCAGAAGAACUUAACCUGGAACAAGAAACAACGAAGCAUACUUUGGAGUG